This is a messenger RNA of Alternaria ventricosa, 2004 nucleotides long. RefSeq lists its product as uncharacterized. Gene Ontology annotation, molecular function: protein binding. NCBI's taxonomy places the organism in Eukaryota, Fungi, Ascomycota, Dothideomycetes, Pleosporales, Pleosporaceae. The coding region runs from base 1 to 2004 and encodes 667 amino acids. The transcript has 2 exons. The record is from RefSeq and is a predicted model, not a curated record.
AUGCACGCCAUGGCGCACCAACACGCCGGAUCGCAUCUUGUGCGACGGCAACGCGACGACGGCCCCGUCGAGAUUGUCACGGCGGUCGUCGCCGUGACUGUAGGAGAGGAUGGACGACCGGAGCCGACCAAGAAUCCAGGAAUCGCGUUGCCCGCGCCUGCUACUCGCGCUCGCGAGACGAAAACUGAGGAAGAGGACGAGCCGGAGGAGACUGCCAAGCCCGAAAAGCCCACCACAACCGCCAGGAAGCCGUCGUCUACCCAGGACGACGAUGAUCUAAUCGUGGAGGAGACCUCAACUGCGAAGAGCCCGCUCAAGCCUGCCUCCACCCUUAUGGUAGCGACCAAGUCCCCAACGCCCAGUCCCGCCUCGUCGAUCGCAGGUCUCGCAUCUGCCACAGCCGCGACCAUUUCAGCUACAGCAUCCUCUUCUUCAGCCGCUGCUGCAGACGCUGAGGAAGGCAUGUCCACCGGUGCGAAGGCAGGUCUUGCCCUCGGUAUACUUCUGGUCUUGUGUGCCAUUCUCACUGGUAUCUUGCUCCUGUACCGUCGCAAGAAGAAGCAAAUGGCCGCCGCUGCUGCUCAGAACGAGAAGACUGAGAUGUACAACGCACCAGCACCGCCGCCUCCUCAAAUCAUCGCUGGCGCUGCUCCGGCAGGCAGCAUCCGUUCUGCUCGUACCGCUUCAACUGCACCCCGCCUUAGCCUGCGCCCAGUCACCCAGUUCGACCCAGCAUUUAACGAGCAGCGAAAGAGUGGAGGAAACUUGCUCAAUGUCGCUGCUGCCGCCGGUGGUGCUGCUGCUCAAUCACAGAACCGUAACCUCUCGCCUUCAGCAUCCGCUGAGCGUCCUACCAGCGCCUGGGAGCGACGUGGUGCCGCCAACGCUACCGCUGCCGACCCAUUCAAGGACCCUGAGACCCAAUCUGGUCCCCCUUCGGCGAACCCCUUUGGCAACAACGCUGCGGUGGAUACUCAGCAAGCCUCCAUCCCCGACUCGCCUCCUAAUGCUUCGCCCAUGGCCUCCGCUAUGCAUUCUUCGAAGCCCAGCUCUGACUUCGCCAACCCAGCUCCAGCUAUCGCUACCGCUGAUUCUAAUGCUGUUGCCAUGUCUACGAUCCCUCCUCCUACCUCUGAGCUUCCUCUCCCGCCAACUGUCGCCGCCAACAACGGAAGCGUUCCCCCGAGCCCGGCUUGGACUGAAGACAUCCCUGCGUCCCCUGGCCCAGCUCCUGCUGGUCCUCUUCCUGUUGCUGGCGCUAUGGCUGGUGGUCGUCCCCAGAGCCCUGCCAUGGGUCCUGGUCCUAACAACGUCCACCGUGUUCAACUUGACUUCAAGCCUUCCAUGCAAGAUGAACUCGAUCUCCACGCUGGUCAGCUGGUUCGCAUGCUCCACGAGUACGAUGAUGGAUGGGCUCUCUGCAUCCGCAUGGACCGCUCGCAGCAAGGUGUCGUUCCUCGCACAUGUCUCUCCAAGCACCCGGUCAAGCCCCGUAACGGCCCUCCUCGCAACGGUCCUCCACCACCAGGCAACAUGCGCGGCCCACCCAUCCGCCCAGCCAUGGGUCCAGGCGGUCCUCAGCAACGUCCCCAAUCGCCUGGCAUGAACUCACCCAACAUGCCGCAAGGCAGCCCCGGUCCCCGUCAAAUGUCCCCUCGCCAGAUGUCGCCCCAGCAAAUGCCCUCCCCGCAAAUGCAACAAGGCCCUCGCAUGCGAUCCAACAGCAACGCUCCUCAACAAGGACCUCCCCGCGGCCGCUCCAACAGCAACGCGCCCUACGCCGGCCCACCCCGCUCCAUGUCUCCCGGCCCCUACGGCGGCGGACCCCAGAUGGCACCCCCACCCCAAAUGGGCGGGCGUCCACGAUCCAACUCCGCGAGCCAGGCCGGCAACCCACGACGAGGUCCAGCACCCGGUCCCAGCCCCAUGAACCCCAACGCCAUUACCCCCAACGGACCCGUUCCUAUUCCCGCCCGGAAGCCGGUCCCUGGUAUGGCUAUGUAA